Molecule: messenger RNA, 636 nt
Organism: Parathielavia appendiculata
Lineage: Eukaryota; Fungi; Ascomycota; Sordariomycetes; Sordariales; Chaetomiaceae
Exons: 1
Coding region: 256-591 (111 amino acids)
Source: RefSeq, a predicted model, not a curated record
AAAAGAAAGAAGACUUUUACACGUUACAGGUGCAUGGCCACUGUUUUCUCUCUCGCGCUCUGUAUUAUUUACCUUCUUUCUUCGCAGGGGCAUGGCACGAGUCAUUUGUUUGCUAAGGAGUGAGGUGGGGAGAUGGAUCUGGCAUUGGGGCGGUUGGUUGGUUGGUUGGUUGAUUCACUUUGCUGAUCUAGAGUUUGUCGAUCAAAUGGAUCGUGAUAGUUGUAGAACAGGCAAGCAACCGAAGGAGUGUUCAAGAUGGCUGGCUGUAUCGCUGUGGUGAAAGGAUAUCUGUUGCUAGGGUUUGCUAUACAGAAAGCGGUAUGCGGGAGAGUAUCUCUUUGGCAGUCGGUGCGAGAUAGUGCCUUGUUCCGUCGUACGCAUAUGGCACAAAAAUGCCAUCAUGAGCAACCUGUAUUGUACGGAGGGAUUUCAGGAGUUCUCGGACUGACUGGUUAUCCCAAUCCGGCGGACUCUUACACUGAGCAUGGCAAACUGUUAUAUGAUAACGCUCAGGUAGCAUGUCAAGCCUCAGUUCCAUGCAUGGGACGUGUCUUAAAUUGUGGGCAUCUUGUCAUUCACUACUUGAGAUAGAUGAGUUGUAUCGUAUAUCCCUUAGUAUGGGGACGUUGAAGGUCC